Messenger RNA from Fonsecaea nubica, 2091 nucleotides. RefSeq lists its product as hypothetical. The record is from RefSeq and is a predicted model, not a curated record. Lineage: Eukaryota; Fungi; Ascomycota; Eurotiomycetes; Chaetothyriales; Herpotrichiellaceae. Gene Ontology annotation, molecular function: protein binding. The transcript has a single exon. The coding region runs from base 1 to 2091 and encodes 696 amino acids.
AUGGAGUGGUCAACCCAAUCCUCACCGCUUCAGGUGCAGCCUGUUGAGAUGCUUCAGAAGGCACCAGAUCUCUCCUUCCUCGGGCGACGGACAAUAGCGCCUCGGCCUUUGUCAGAGGCAACCGAGAUAUUUGACACUGACAACGAGGAUGAUCCCGACUCACUUCCCAGACCUUGGGAUUCGCAGGAUGACGACAGUCAGUCGACUCUGUCGUCGAGUCGGGACGAGCUCCCAACUCCUCCUCAGAGUGGUGGCCUUGACGGCUUCGAGUUCCAUUUCGACGACCGAGCAGUUUUGGGUCCUCGAGGGCCUCACUUGUUCAGUGGCACUCCUGACAUCCUGACAAAUCCCGACGACGACAUCUUCCUCAAUAUCUCCCCGGCUGCCGAGCCCAAGACUCCAGCCAAACCUAUCAACGCACUCAACACUGCCGUCGCAGAACUUGACGAAUCCCAGGUUCGGCAUUGGACUCCUCGACAGGUGGCUGAUUGGAUGGCCGAAGCAGGCUUCGAGCCAGCCGUCGUGGAGAAGUUCCUCAUCCACGACAUCUCCGGCAGCGUCCUGAUUGACCUUCAAUUCGAGGAUCUCAAAGAGCUCGACAUCAGCUCCUUUGGAAAACGCCACAGAGUUAUGAGCUCGAUCCACCAACUCCGAAACAGCAGCAUGAUCACCCUGGAAGCACCACUCUCAAGAACUCCUUCCCGGAAUACCAGAAGUCCUCGAGCUGUGCAGCGGGUGGCUCGCCCAGAAGAAUGCCAUGUGGUCGUUGAUCGAUCUCGGUCCCGCAGACGAGGCCGCCAACCCGACAUCGUCACCCCUGCCGAGUCAGUCUCCAUUGUUGGAAUCGAGCAGGUCCUCCCCAAAGAGCACAAGUGCUCGAAAGGCGAAGAUUGCCCAAAGUGGCAGAAGCAACAGCGGAGAAUUCUUCGUAUGCAGCGCGCAUGGGAGGAUGAUGCCCGCCGGCCUGUAUCGGAGGCCCAAUCCGAAGCCUUGCCGUCGGUCGUAGGCUCCUCAGACGUCCUUGGACCCUCUUCUGUAAAGAUCACCGCCGAGACCCUUAGCGGUGUUCAGCCCCGAGAUCCACAGGAGAGCGUUCGACAGUUCCUCACCUUCCAACACCUCAACAGUCCGACGCACUCCAGUAACCCUUCCCCGCCUCCUGCAGCAUCUGCUUCAUUUGCCGUCAAGUCAGCCAACCUCGCCGAGCAUCUCCGUGGGCUUCCCAAGCUCACCAUACCCGUGGGACAAAGUCAAGAUGAGAUUCCCUCGAGGACACCAAUCUCUGCUCUCCAACAACCUACUCAGAUCCAGGCUCAACUCAAGGCGCAGCUUCUGCGCGAUCCAUAUCACUAUGGCGGGGUGGCCUCACCAGCUGACAUCUACCGUAUAGACACUCCCAUGUCGGCCACCGAUAUUCCCAUCACUGCAAUGGCUGCCGACCCCUGUCAACGCGAUGUGUCUCAAUCUGUGCCUCCCGAGAUGCGGUAUGGUGCGACAUCGAUAACAAUCAGCCCACCUGACCCCAUUCAGCGUUGUGUAUCUACUCAGCCUGCCCCUCCACGGCGGCACAUUCGACAGCAGUCUUUCACGCCGUCUGUGGCACCUGUCAAGGAGAACGAUACACAGGAACCGCGUGCCGCCGCACGAGUCACUGAAAUUGAACUCGCCCACCACCAAGGCUGGAUGCGGAAGCGGAAGACUACUCGCAUGCUCCGACACGAGUGGCAAGACAACUAUUGCACACUGGUCGGCCAUAAGCUGACAAUGCACGACACUCACUACGCCAACGCCACUGCCCUGGAGGAUAUUGACGUGGAUGAAUACACCCUGCACGCCUACGCACAGGCAUCAGGAUCGAAACUCAGCGCAGCCUUCAAGAAAAGUCUCCUCGGCCAAGGAAAGGUUCCCGCCGGCGAGCACAGCUUCGCCUUCUCCCUCAUCCCCGACAGUGAGAAGGUAAACAGGAGGAUCUUUGAAAAAGGCCAAAAGUCCCACCACUUCGCCGUCGACAGCUCCAAAGAGCGCAUCGAGUGGAUGAGGAAGCUGAUGCUAGCCAAGGCCAUGAGGAAGAACGACACCUGUCGGAUCUGA